AUGUGGAGGCGAUCGUUAAAGAGUGGCUUACUGUCGCUGAUGGCUUUCGUUGAACGAUCCACAAUCAUCAGAUUCGCUUCUAAUAUCGGCGAUCGAUUGAAGAAGUUGAACGAAAGCAAACAAUUCCAACGGACACUUCAACUGUUUCAUCAACAUCAAAAAAACAAUAAUGAAAUUCUGUCCAGUUUAACGAUCACACAAGCUCUGAAGGCGUGUACUCAUCUAAAAGAUAUUCAACGUGGCAAAGCGAUUCAUGAUCUUGUUUCAUCACGCACCAAAGAUGAUCAUUACAUAGUGACAUCACUCAUCCAUAUGUACAUGCAAUGCGGUGAUAUUCGAAGUGCUGAAACAUUAUUUGAUAACACGAAAACAAAAGUUCCAUCUAUGUACGGUGCGAUGAUGAAAGGAUAUCUGACAAACAACGAAGCACAGAAAGCAUUCGAAGUUUUUCAUCAAAUCAAAACACCGAGUGAGGUGAAUCUCGUUGUAUUCUUCCAAGUUUGUGCCAAUCUGAAGACCCAACAAGCAUUGGACGCGUUGAAAAAGGUGUUACUAAAAGAGGAAAACUCUUUCCAGUCCAAUUAUCGUCUUGCAACAUCAUCAGUAAAUGCAUUGGUGGAAUGUGGAGAUGUUGCACGUGCGGAGAAGAUAUUCGACAAAAUAAAAGGAAAGCAACUUCCUAUCUACGGUGCAAUGAUGAAAGGUUACGUUGCGACUAAUCAAGCUGAAAAAGCGAUUGCUCUUUUCAAACAGAUCGAAGGUCCUAAUGAUAUCAUAGUCAAUCUUCUCCUCAAUGCGUGUGCGCAAUUAUGA
This is a messenger RNA of Adineta ricciae, 813 nucleotides long. Lineage: Eukaryota; Metazoa; Rotifera; Eurotatoria; Adinetida; Adinetidae. The record is from the annotation of a GenBank genome assembly.